Owenia fusiformis is the source of this 4310-nucleotide messenger RNA. NCBI's taxonomy places the organism in Eukaryota, Metazoa, Annelida, Polychaeta, Sabellida, Oweniidae. The record is from the annotation of a GenBank genome assembly.
GGCGCAGUGAGUUUCCGGUUUCUGCACAUGGAAAAAUAUUUUGACAAAUAAUACUCGAACUUUGCAUGUAUGAGGCACUUCUAGUGGAAUAAAUGACUGUAUGAGAAUGCAUUAAGUGUAGUUGCAUAUUCAUAUCUCAAAAUGGGUAUCAAAAGUUUACAGGAUUACAUCGAAACUGAAUGUAAAGACGCUUGCAAAAAUGUUGAUUUGCUGAAAAUUUCAAGGAAUUUCGUUUCUAAAAGGCGGGGUCGCAAUGCAGCACAGAGUCGACUUAGUCUGAUCAUAGACGCUGAAAGCUGCCUUGACAGGUUGUAUGGUGGCUACUACUCAGAUUGGGUAUGUGGAGGACAAUGGAACCGAAUGACAGAGUUCCUCUCCAACUUCAUGCAGGCAUGUCACGAAGCUAACAUGGAGCUUGUUGUAUAUUUUAACGGUGGUCUCGAGGCAGAGAAAAUAAACCAAUGGCACAAGCAUGAGUUGGAGGAGAAAAAGAAAAUCAAUCUUAUUAUGCGUCACAUUGGCAAUAAAGGUACACCUCCACCAAAAGUUUGGUGGGUAGCACCAAUUAGCCUCGGGUCGUGUCUACGAAUGGCUUUACGCCAUCUUGGAAUCUCUACAGCUAUGUCAAUGGAUGAUCACUGCCAAGAAGUGAUAGCUUACUGCCGAGAAAAUAAUUUCAAUGGUAUUAUAGCGGAAGAUGCAGAAUAUGCUAUUUUUGAUCCUCCGCGCUAUUUCUCAUCGCACAAUCUGAAGUUGACCUACAAAGGAUGUCUGGAAUCAAAAGAGUUUAUUAUGGAUGAAGUAGCACAGAAGAUGGACUUGCACCCUAACAGAUUCUGCGUCUUUGCUGCACUUUUAGGAAACCAUAUCUUGGCAGAAGAAGAUCUCAGGGAUUUCUUCAUCGAACAAUUAGACUUAGCAUCUGGAUAUAAUAUGUCAAAGGUGAUGCCUGAUACAAUCAUAAAAGCUGUGCUGAAUUAUGUUAGAGGAUUAGCUUCCAUAGAUGAUCUUGAUGUUCUGGGAAAACAAAUCUUUAAAGAUAACAAUGCUCAACAAAGCAAGGUGAACAAGUUCAAACAGAGUGUGCAAUAUUACCUGAAUGGCACCCAGGAAGGCUUCCUCAAAUACAGGCCCAGGGUAAAAGUAGUGCCUGCUACAGACAGUUCCUCCCAACUACCAGGCAGUUAUCCUACAGUGAAAGCCAAGCCAAAAAUCAAACAAAGCCCUACCUCCCCUGUAGAACCCAUAAAAGAAGGAUCACCUGAGACGAGUGAUGCUCCAGUAGUACCCACAGACGCAACAGAGAUUGAAGAUUCCACCCAGACUACAGAUACUGCCACGGAGCCUGUAGAAUCCACUGAGCCCACAGAUACACUUAAAGAUAAUACUCCAGCAGAGAAACCACCAGUACCUGAAACACCUGUAGAUAGCACACCAGUAGAUGCACCUGGAGAUACUGAAGAAUCUGAACCAGCCCAAGCUGAAGAGGAAGAUAGUAAGGGCUUACAUCAGGGCGCAGACAGUGUUUACAUGCAGGCUGAAAGUGGCUAUGGAAACAUGGAUACCAAGUCUGCUACACCAGAAAUUGUCAUAGAUGCUCCUAGUGAAGGGAAAGAUGAUGAAGAAGAAGAAAGAGAUAACGAUACUGCCAAAAAUACAGAUAUUGAAGACCUUAAAGAAAAGGUCAACGAAAUGGAUCUCAAUGACACAAAUGCUGAAGCCACCAUCACCCCAAAGUUGCACCCAGAUGCCCAGAAACUAAGUUCCUCUAGUAGCAGUAGUAGUUCCAGUAGUGGCUCAAGCCCUAGUAGAGCCAGUCCUGACACAUGGGCUGCUAAGAUACAGGUGCAAAAUAAGAAACCAAAAGAAUCAACAAACCAGGAAUCUGAGAAAUCUAGUCGACUGCCUCCGAUUGCACAUGAGAUUGUCCGCAUUGCCAGUGAACGUCAUCAAAAAGGACUCAUGUCUGCCUGGAUAUACCAGGUCAUUUCACAGGGUGAAAUUAAGAUAGGUGUCACACUUGAAGAUGAUAAUUGCAAGGAAAUCCCGUCAGCUGUUGAGUUAUAUAGAGAAGCAAGGCAACAUGCAUAUGCUCUACUCUUCAAUGUUAGGAAACAGAAGAAAGGACAAACAGAAGAAGAGUUCAACCUUCCAAAAGAGGUGACCAUCAAGGAGUGGAUUGUCAGUCGUAACGAUGGCCCCCCUGUUUGUAUCAAUGUCAGUGGUUUACCACCAGAUUGGAAGGUACCUACCAUUAAGCGACUUUGGCUUGGACAACAAAUCGAGGACAAGAACCGCCGCUUGAGAGCAUUCUUGACAUGUAUGAAAAGUGAUGCUCCCCUCAUGCUCAACACUUCCUAUGUUCCACAGCAUUUACUCAUCCUAUGCUGCGUUCUAAGAUAUAUGAUGCAAUAUAAGGGUCAGCCUAUCCUUAGACGCUAUGAGUUGGAUGCUAUCCUAGCGCAGAGUGUCUCUCCUCAACUCAUUGAUACAAAAACAAUGCAAGAUAUGAAGUUACCUGUGAUAGCAGUACGAGGGGUCCAGAUUGGGUCGUUAGUGAUGCGUGGGGUAGACAAUGCCAUAUUUGCCAAUGAUGCCUGUGGGGCCCCCAUACCAUGGGGUCUGACAUGCCCCUGGAUGUACUUUGAUGGUAAACUGCUACACUACAAACUGUUGAAAGCUACUAAUGGGGCCCCCCUCAAUGAGAUAUGUGAUGGACAGGUUGACCAGGUGAUGAAGGUAGAGAGGAUGAGACAGGCAAUCCUAGAGGGCUUGAAGGCAGACUUUGCAAGGCCCCAGUUACCCCUGAUCCCCAACAAUCCUUAUAUGUACCAGGGAGACCCCAUGCUUAGACCAGCAGGCAUGCCAGCAGGAAUGGGCACUUCUCAAGGUUUGCGUAUGUGUGGUCCACCUGGCCCAAACAUGAUGCCUGCAGCUAGAGGACGCGGCACUGGUCGAGGUACUGGUCUCUUAGGGGACUUUGUAGGGCACCAAGCUCCAAGGGGUCCAGUUGAUCAGAGAGGGGGAGAAUUGCAGAUUGCAGGUGUAGUGGUCGGCAGCUGGGGAGGAAGUGGGAAUAAAGGGAGAGGAAGGUCCACACAUAUAGCUCCCCAGGUUACAUCAGUAGGACCAGGACAACAGCGCAGGGGAGGUCCAGCAAUGAGAGGCGGCGGCAGAGGAGGUAUGGCCCCCAACCCAUCAGCCUACCAACAACCGUACAAUCCUACAGCAAUAGGUGCUAACCCACACAUGGGAACCAAUCUACAAUAUCAGGACCCCUUCACACAUUACCAAGGUGUGAGUAUGAUGUUGCCCCAUCAACAGCACCAACAGCAGACCAUGUAUGCAGCACAGCAAGCAAGACGUGGUGGCAGGGGAGGUCAACAAUACCAACAGAGGUUCCAUAAAGGGGGCAACAACAGUCGUGAUAUUACCAAGAUAUCCCUAGCUGAGAGAACGAAGGUGUCUCCAGCAGGACGGGGCAGGGGGUGUACCAUAGAGGGACAGGGCGAUAGUUCACUAGAUACCAGUGCAACAUUCUCUGAACAACCAAUGACAGGGGAGAUAGGACAAUUCAUGGAUGCAGACAACAAAAUUAAUGGCGAUCCGCGUAGUCCUGAUAGUGGAAUCAAUACGAGUUUAAAUAUAGUAGAUUGAUCCAUGGAGUUGGUGCAUAUAUUUUAAGACCCCUUAGCUCAUCCAUGUGCUUCAUUGCAAGGUCACAUGUUGUUAUUAUAUGAGGCAGGUUUGUGUAUGGUCUAAGGGGUCUAGUGUUAUAAUGGAUGGAAAAUGAUUUCAUUGCCUUGUUUAAGAAAUGAGCCAGUGCUUAUAAUUUCUGAGAUUUUCAAAAAAUUUCAACUAAGCAUUGGUCAUUUUGGUAUUAUCAUGUCUUAGUAUUUAUUUAUGGAAUCAUUUUCCUUCCAUAAAGUUAUUAUACAUUUGCCAUUCAAAGCCAGGUUCUACAGUUUUGAUGGGAUUUGUUUAUUUUUGACAGAUUUUUAUAUUAAAGGAAUGUAUUAUUUUUGUACAUUUCUACUAUUAUUUUGACAGUGUUUAGGGCAAAAAAUCAAUUGGGAUAAUAGAGGGUGGUGACAAUAUAUAAUAGCUGCUGCCAUCUUUUUUUCAAUUACCAAACUAAAGUUAAACGGCAAAAUAGUCUAUUAGAUUGAGGUGAAUGGUGAACUUAUUAUUCUUUCAAACUUAAAUAUAAAGUAGUUCUUUAAAAGCUGAAAUACCAUAAAUAUUAAAUAGAAAAAUAAAACAAGCUAAAGCUUAAAGCAACAACAACAACAACAACAACAACAACAACA